AUGGACUCUGCACCCAAAAAGAAAAAGUCUGUCUCUUCUAAAUAAGACAAAUCCUAAGCAGGUAGUGUCAAAUCCAAGAAGUAAUAACCUCCUGGUGAAAUACUGGAAUAAUAACACUCAUAACAUGAUAUUCAAAUUGAUGAUCAUCCCCAAUAGCCUGAUCCCUUUAUUUCUCAACCUCCUUAACAACUAGUCAAAGUUUGCAUUCAUCACAAUCUCCCAUUCCAGUUUUUCUGUGAAGCAUGCGAAGAUCCUAUUUGUUAACAAUGUACCAUCUUAGGUCCUCAUAACACCUAAUUACAUAGAAUUAAUAGGUUAAGUGAUUCUUUCAAAUUGCGAUGUGCUAAAAUUGAAGAAUCCAUAAAAGCCAAUUUAUUAGGGAAAAGAGAAUAGCUGUUAGCAUAAAUUCAUAGAAUAGAAUAUAGAAUUGAAGAGAUUAAGUAUGUCAAAACUAUCGUUGAAAGAGAUGCAAGAGCAGAAUUUGGUGGAGUCUUAGAAAGAUUAAAAUAGAGUGAAGGAUAAAAAUUGGCAAUCCUAAGUCAUGAGAUAUCUGAAUUAUAAAGAGACUUGGAUAAAAUAAAUGAAGUAGGAUCGUAAUUUUAUGAUCUCAAGGAGAUUCCUGAUCCUUGUCCUUUCCUUUUGAAAUCAAGAAACAUCUAUGAUUAGAUUGAAUAUAUGGUUGCCAAACCAUUUAAGGUUUAAAUAGAGGUCUAUCCAUAUGAUUUGCCAAGAGAAUUAACUGAAUUGAGAUUGCAAUUACAGAAAGCAUCUGCUUAAUAAUAAUUGAUCGAAUUCAAAAAUGAAAUUAUUUGGAAGCUAUUGAGUGAAAAGUAGAUCGAUGAAGAGGCUAUUAAAUAGGAAUUGGAGAGAUAAGCAAGUGAAGAAAUAAGUGAGUGGAGUAAAUUAGUUGAUAAAUUCUCAUAAGAAUUGAGAAAACAAUAAUUAGUAUGCUAUUAUUGUGGAUGCAAAAUGGAAAAACAAUAUGUUAAUUCAAUCUGUGCAUAAAACAGACAAGAAUAAGAUUGUAAAAAUAUUUAAGAGUUUAGAUGA
Messenger RNA from Paramecium tetraurelia, 1050 nucleotides. RefSeq lists its product as uncharacterized. Gene Ontology annotation, biological process: protein autoubiquitination; negative regulation of centriole replication. The record is from RefSeq and is a predicted model, not a curated record. NCBI's taxonomy places the organism in Eukaryota, Ciliophora, Oligohymenophorea, Peniculida, Parameciidae. Gene Ontology annotation, molecular function: zinc ion binding; ubiquitin protein ligase binding; tumor necrosis factor receptor binding. The transcript is spliced from 5 exons. Gene Ontology annotation, cellular component: peroxisome; aggresome.